AUGUCUGACCGAUCAAUAGCUCCUGUGGGCCCACCUGACCCUUCUCUCCCUCCUGUCGGCUCCAAAAUCAAUUUCAAUGAGUCCCCCUCGCUCGAUUCACACGAGGUUUCACCCCCACCUGGACAAUCGGCCGACCACUCCGGAUUGACUUUCAACAUUCCAGUACCCGCUCACUUAAAACCAACUGGGACACCCGGAUCAAAGUUAUUGCAUAUCGAACGUAGUCAUGCUAGCUUCGAUUCUAAGUCGAUGUCCUUUUACCUCUAUGGUACAACUUACUUGGAGAAACUCAAUAGGAUUUUGGCCAUCGUUCAAGAUGAAGAUGCCUUCGAUAAGAAGCGCUUGAAUUAUCAAGGUCGGGAUGCUCGUUUUAGACAUGCUCUGAGAAAGGAAAAACGAUUGGUUCAGAUCGCAAAGGAACACAGGUGGACUGAAGAAGAUAUGUCAAUGGCCGAAAUGCUGAUCGAUAUGCCUGGCCCGUUUAGUCUACAUAAGAGCAUGUUCCUCAAGACCCUUCAAGAACAAGGCGACGAGGAACAACAAAAGAUGUUCACCCAACCUGCCGAAAAUUUCCAAAUCAUUGGAUGUUAUGCACAGACCGAGUUGGGACAUGGGUCCAACGUCCAAGGACUUGAAACUACGGCUACCUACGACAAGGCUACUCAAGAAUUCAUCAUACAUUCCCCAUCGUUGACCGCUUCGAAAUGGUGGAUUGGUGGUCUUGGUCGCGCUGCUGAUCACGCAGUCGUCAUGGCGCAGUUAUACACCAAUGGGAAAAAAUACGGUCCUCAUCCCUUCGUGGUACCCAAUCCGCGACAUCCAAACUCGCGACCCUUUACCUGGUACCAAACUACAGAUAAUGGGAUGAUCCUGUUUGACAAAGUCAGAAUUCCUCACAAUCAUUUACUCUCCCGAUUUUCCCGGGUCGAUCCACAUUCUGGUCAAUACAUCAAGCCUGAUAACGCUAAGUUGGCUUAUGGUACGAUGACUUACAUCCGAGCGGGGCUUGUCCAACAAGCUAGAAUGGUACUAGCUCGUUCGGCCAUAGUGGCUAUUCGAUAUUGCGCGAUCCGAAGACAGUUUGCGGACAAGGAUGCACCGCCAGCUGAAAACCCAGUGCUUGAUUACCAAAUGGUCCAAUAUCGCAUUUUUCCAAUCUUGGCACAAGCCUUUGCUUGUCAUUACACAGGGCUUGAAAUGUUUCGAUUAUAUAACGAGAGUCAAAAAAACAUGAGUGAAGGGGAUUUCUCAUUGCUCGCCGAUGUACAUGCCUCUUCAUCCGGACUCAAGUCCUUGUGCACCAUCAUGGCUGCGCAAGCAAUAGAAGAGUGCCGUCGAGCCUGCGGAGGUCAUGGUUUUUCACAAGCCUCUGGACUUGGGGCAUUAUAUGCAGACUAUCUACCUCAAGUGACCUGGGAAGGUGACAGCUACAUGAUCACUCAACAAACCGGUAGAUACCUCUUCAAAACCAUGCGCACCUUAUUUCAAGAUCGCAAUGCCAAGUUAUCUGCAGAAAACGUUACUGGGGAAUACAUUUUGAGGUACUUGGAAAAUCCCAACGAAAAAUCUAAAGUGGAAUACAGUGGAGAUUUCCAUGAUGUCCAAGCGUUCAUUUGGGCUUAUGGACAUCGGGCGGCAUUCCUGGUUGCCCAAGCAACCCGAAAGAGGGACAUUGAACGCCGAACCUGGAAUAGUCUUUUGGUAGACAUUUACCGAUGUUCCGUGGCGCAUUGUCAGUUUUUGAUGGUUAGAAACUUUGCACGAGUAUUGCUUUACGAUGAAGCACUCAAAGCCAAGCCUGCGCUUCAUCAUGUCAUUCAACUUGUUUUUGAGCUUUAUGCUUGUUACACGAUGGAUGUCGAAGCAAGCGAGUUCCUAGCAUCCGGAUACAUCAGUCCCAAACAACACAUCUUAUUAAGGAACCGGGUCUAUUCCUUAUUAGCUCAAAUCAGGCCAGAAGCAGUCGCCCUAUGUGACAGUUUUGCGGUCCCCGAUUACUUAUUAAACUCGGAAUUAGGUAGGUCAGAUGGAAACGUUUAUCAAAAAUUAAUCGAAUUCGCUUCUAAAGAGCCACUCAAUGCCGUCAAAUUUAACGUCAAUCCCUGGGAUAACGAACUCGCUAUUGGCGAACCUUCGUUGGCCAAAUUGUAA
This is a messenger RNA of Puccinia graminis f. sp. tritici CRL 75-36-700-3, 2151 nucleotides long. RefSeq lists its product as uncharacterized. The record is from RefSeq and is a predicted model, not a curated record. The coding region runs from base 1 to 2151 and encodes 716 amino acids. Gene Ontology annotation, cellular component: peroxisome. NCBI's taxonomy places the organism in Eukaryota, Fungi, Basidiomycota, Pucciniomycetes, Pucciniales, Pucciniaceae. Gene Ontology annotation, molecular function: fatty acid binding; acyl-CoA oxidase activity; FAD binding. Gene Ontology annotation, biological process: fatty acid beta-oxidation using acyl-CoA oxidase; lipid homeostasis. The transcript has 11 exons.